Messenger RNA from Colletotrichum orchidophilum, 294 nucleotides. RefSeq lists its product as uncharacterized. The annotation marks the transcript as partial. The transcript has a single exon. The record is from RefSeq and is a predicted model, not a curated record. Lineage: Eukaryota; Fungi; Ascomycota; Sordariomycetes; Glomerellales; Glomerellaceae.
CGAUGCCACUGCAAUGCAUUAAAGAGAAGGAACCCACAAACUAAAUUUGUCCUCUCGGCGCCUAUUCGCCCAUCUUCAGAUGGCGCCUCUGAUCUCUCAAGCUUGAUGCAAUGCGCCCAGGUACCUUUGGUACUGACUGGAGGCAUUCGAAUCUGCUUCUUCUUGCCUGCGACAUCGCUGUGCCGAUCAGCGCCCCUCCCCUCAAAGCUUAACUCUGGCGGGCACCACUGCAAUUAUAAUCACUUCCACACUAGCUUGGGACCAGGACCUUUAAUUCCAGACUUUUUGGACUGA